This is a messenger RNA of Frankliniella occidentalis (western flower thrips), 1334 nucleotides long. RefSeq lists its product as uncharacterized. The transcript has 5 exons. The record is from RefSeq and is a predicted model, not a curated record. Lineage: Eukaryota; Metazoa; Arthropoda; Insecta; Thysanoptera; Thripidae. The coding region runs from base 109 to 1011 and encodes 300 amino acids.
CCUUGUGCCGCGGAUACAGAAGUUCAUAUUGCAAUCAGCCAUUCGUUCGUGUUUCGUGGUGCGAGCGUCUCGCCACCGAAAAGCAUCAUCGACUCGCGCUUGGAGGAGAUGGCGGUGCUGCCCGGGGCGCCGCGCCGCGGCCUGCGCUACACCGAGCACGUCGUCAGCGAGGUGACGUCCCGCCAGCAGGUGCGCCGCGUGCCCCACCCCCCGCCAGAGGGCCCCGGGUCGGCGGGCAGCAGCAGCCCCUGCAGCUCCCUGGGGAGCUCCCCCGGGCCGGGCGCGCGCUCGCUGACCUCUGCCCACGGCGGCAACGGCGCCCUCGCCAUCUUCUCGUUCGCGCUUCCGGCCAAGCAGGCCCGGCUGGCCUACAAGGAGCAGCAGCAGGCCAUCCGGGCCGCGCUGGACGCCGCGCCCGGCCUGGCCGCCGCCGGCAGCACGCUCGGCACGCUCGAGAAGGGCGUCUUGUUCCCCAUCGUGCACGUGUGCGACGGCGGCGCGCUCUUCCAGCGCUACCUGGACACCGGCUGUAUGCUGACCGAGGACGCCCUGGGCCCGGACUACGCGCUUUACCAAGGCUCGUACCAGGAGGUGCGCUGCAUCGCCCCGGAGGGCGCCGACCUGGCCGCGCCGCCCUUCGACCAGCCGGGCGCGCCGCGCGACUUCCUGCUGCUGGGCUUCAAGGGCGUGGACGAGAGCUUCAGCCAGGUCCUGGAGGACUCCUGGAAGGACUGGACCGGCGCGCGCCACAUCUACCUCUUCCUGCCAGACCUGCUCGGCCUGGAGCGCAUCUCGCUGUACCGGCGCGUCGAGCCCGACCACAUGCAGCUCUUCAAGUACCUCGUGCUGGCCCGCCUCGGCCCCACCCCCACCGACGGACAGGCCACCAAAGCGCAGGAGGUGCUACUCGACUACGCUCAGCGCCUCCGGGUGCACAGGAUCAGCGCCUAUCUUUCCGUGUACCGGUCGCUGCCGAAGGGUGGCGGUGGCUCAACCUGGACGUCGGCGUAGACGGCGCGCACGUACCGCCCCGUGGACUGCCACCGAAACUUAUAGUUGAUUGCAACUAUUGCUGAUACGUAGCGAGCGUCUUGCCUGACAACGUCAACGCGGGAGCAGAAGGCUGCAAAUCAGCCUCCCUCAGGGACAAUACCGUAAUAAAAAUAAUGUAAUUAAUAUGACAAAGCUAAUCAAACAAAACAUAGUUUUGUUGUUGUUAUCGUGUGUGGGUUGAGUUUGUACAACCCACUUUUACAUUUUUCUAAUCUAGUCCAAAAAUAAUGUAAUUGUUGUAUUCAUAGUAAAAUUGAUAAUAAAACUAGGAAAAAGAGAAA